AUGGAAAAAAGAUCUACUGAGGAAGAAGGAUGGGUCCUGCGGUCACGUACAGAGGCGUCUCGUGACGAGGGAGGACUGCUGCUCGGGAGUCCAACGUCGAGGGUGGAGUUCCCGCACGCCCUCCAACGUGUCUCCACGUCCUCCUCCUCCUCCUUCAGCCCAGUGUCUUCAAGCACUUCCAAUUCGGUCUUGACGUGCUUGCCAUGUUCCACGUUAUGCGAAGGAGUGAAGUGCGGAGAAGACCGUAAGUGCGUGGUGCGUUGUGGGGCACCGAGGUGCGUCUGCAGUCCCCAGUGUCACCUGAAGCACAAAGAACCAGUCUGCGGCUCCGACGGGCGCACCUACUCUUCAGAAUGCCACCUUCUGAAGAGAGCCUGCAGGAAGAAGAAGCGGGUUCUGGUGGCACAUUACGGACCGUGUCAAACCUGCAGCGGACUGAGAUGUCGAGGAGGAAAGCAGUGUGUGCUGGACGAACAGAUGACACCCAUUUGCAUCAGAUGCCCCGCGGCGUGUCCAAAGAAAGACAAAAGGCCCUUGUGCGCCGCCGACGGUCGCACCUACACCUCCCGAUGCCAGCUGAAGCAGGCUUCCUGCAGGGCUGGCUCUCUCAUCCCAAGGGCUUACAUGGGUCCCUGUCGAGACUCGCCAACCUGCGACACUGUGAGAUGUUGGGGAAACCAGACUUGCCUCACGAGCGUCGAAACAGGUCAGCCCCAGUGCACGGAAUGCGACGAUCAUGCGUGCCGCCCCUCGACCAGGCCCGUUUGUGCCUCCGACGGGCGCACCUACCCAUCCUGGUGCGCCUUUCGUCAUGAGGCCUGCCGCUCCGGGAGAGCGCUGACGCCAGCUCUUCAUCAGCAUUGCGCUUCGAAUCACACAAAAGCGGACGACUGCAAGCCCUCGAAGGCCCACGGCAGCGGCAGGGGAAGCGGCGGCGGCGGCAGCAGCAGCAAAAAGUCAAGGAAGCACAAAAGUCGGCAGCAGGAGCUGGAGGAACAUCAGAAGGAGGAGCUCCUGCAACAGCAAGCUUUAAUGAAGCAAGUCCAGCAGGAUUUCGCCACUUUGCAGGAGGCCGUCCUCCUCGGAGACGAUAACCCGAGCAUCAUGGACGGCGGAGGGGGAAGUGGCCAACAGCUCCCCGAGGAAAACGCCACCAAAGAAAAGGGAAAGAGAAGCAGAAGGAGGAAGAAAAGUAAGCAAAGGCCUUCCAAAAUGCGAGAAAAGCCGCAAACGAAGAAGAAAAGACCAGAAGACCAGAAAGGAUAAUGCAUGAUUGUUCUCCCGCGAAGGUCGAGAAGCAAAGCAAAAAGAGGAAAGAAGAGAAACGGGAGGAAGAAGAAGAAGAAGAAGAAGAAGAAGACUGUGAAUGAGGAGAAGAAGACAGAAAUGAAAACUGGAACAAAAGAAGGAAGUGUUCGGAAAGAAGUCCAGUGAGUAACAGUCAGCUUUCAAAGAAAAAGAAGAAGAACUGGUUUUAAGGAAAACGGAGAAUAGUUGUCAAAUUUACCUGCACAUUUUUCGAUGUGUGGAAAUAUUGUACUGCAUUAUUUAGUCAUUCUUUGUGUUUUCAAGUGCCAUGAGCAAAUGCGAACUGGUAGCAGGAGGAUUUUGAUGUGUCUACGAGUGACCAGGUCAAUGAUGCCAGAUACCGCGUUCAAGUAAGCUAAUAGAUAUUGAUGUGGUUUUACAAAUAGCUUCGUGUACUUUUAUGUAUUUACAAAUGCUUGAGAAAUCUGAUUGGUUCUCAAGUAACGAUAAAUUCCAGUGUGGUAGAAAAGAAGUGGAUUUUAUUGUAACAGUAGUCAAUUCUUAAAUAUUUGCAAAGUGGAUUUUAAAUGUUUUUAGUAAAGUAUCAGAUGCAGAUGGUUUCACAAACAAAUCUAUUUUCUGUUUUCGCCAAAGGCUAAUUUGAUUACGAUGGCUUCUAUCAACUGUGGUAAAUUCCAUUAUUCGAUUAGCCUUAAUGUUCUAUUCUCUACACAAAAAUUCAAGAAAAGCAAAGGCUCAUGAACACUGUUGAAAAAUCUGACGGUUUGGAAUGGUUCAGCUCAUGGGGGCAAGAAAUGACGUUGAAUUUUAUUAACUUGGAAAUCAAUCAAACGAAAUUACAUUUUACGUGUCAAAUUCUCAGGUCUGGAAUACUGGAAAUUAGUUUGAAAAUAGUUAGGUUCAUUUAGGUGGGUUUAGCAGUAGCUCAUUAAAGUGUGUUUAUUGUCACCGAAGUUCACGAUAGAUGAGUCCCAAAAGUGGAUUACGUGUGCUUAGAUUCUUGUAUUAUGAUUUACUUCGAGUUGAUAUUUUGAGUACAAUUAAAUUUUAAACGUGUCGGAUUUUCAGUAAGUUAAAAUAUAAAAUUGUAUUCGUGGAUAACACGAAGUAAAUAUUAAGGUAAGACGCUUAAAUCCUGAUACAGAAAGCUCUGUACUCGUGAUCUACUUCUGGGUGGGUUUGCCUAAGCAGAUUCUGAUCAAGUCAGGAAAUGGCUAACCAGCGAAGGAAAGGAAUCCUUGAAAAUGAAGGUCAUUGCCAGUAUUUUAGCGAAUUAUAAAUUUCAGUUAGAAUGAGAAAAAUAUGGAUCCCAUCGAUACGUUAAAGAAUUCCAGUGCCUUUCCAAGCACAGGAUUGAGAUCUGAUUUUGGAAAUAAAUAGUGGUGUUUCUUAAAAGGAGUAAGUAUAACUAUAGUAGUUGUGUGAGGUCUGAUGAGCCUGUAAAUACAGCUUGUAUACACGUAAUAGUGAAUCAUCAACGUUCAGUUUAUAUGGCUCUGUUUAUUUAGUAUACUUAUACUUAAUGUGUUAGAAUUAAAGAUGCACUACAGUGCUCUAGAAUUAAAGAUGCACUGCAGUGUUCUAUCUUGUGCCAUGCCAUAACUUGAGCACCAUAUCAGGGAAGGAUCUUCGCUGAACUUUUCCCCCUUGUCACUGUUGGUUGCCCGUAACUGUUACAUAACGCAUUUAUUAGGUUAAAGGAAGACAGUAAUAGUAAUCAACGAAAUACGAGCGAGUGAGAUACCCUUAUUGGUAUAGAAAAUGUGAUUAGGGACAGUGAAAUAUUACGCUCUUGUACAAUAUUAUCCAGAUCAACACUACUGGCAUCAUUACCAUUAUUGAUACCAGUUCCUGUUGACAGUGUUUCUCCAUUUCCUGCACUUCGGAAUGAUUUCGUUAGACGAAAAAUAUCCUCUUGAAAUUAAUCACUGCUUUAAUAGUCCCUGAAAGACACGAGCACCCUUAUAUUUUAACGUAAUCUCAAGUGCAGGAGAGAGAGAAGAAAGAUUACAGAUAAGAACGAAUGAACGGGAUCUGUUAUGGUUGGGUCCAGUUUCCUCUCAAACACCAAAAUUAUUUUUUUUUAUUUCAAAUCAUAAUUAACAGUUUGUAAGACUUGCCAAGAAUUGUUUGAAGAAUUGCCAAGAAUUGGCUCGAGGUUUGUCAAGAAUUGUUUUAAGGCUCGUCAACAAUUAUAUGGAGAGAACAAUGGUUGUGAAGUUUUCGUCAGUGCUCACCUCACUGUCAUGCAGAAGCAUUGUGAAUUAGAGGUAAUGAAAAGAAGUAAAUGUACUGUACGAUUAAAUAACAGAGAAAAUCGCAGUCGGUUUUGGAAGAAGAAGAAGAGUUAAGUCUAAAACGAUAGAGAAGGGCGGAUCUUUUCCUCCAUCUCCAAUCCUCUUUCCUUUUAACACAACACCUUCGCCUUUCCACCUAACUGAUACUGUCUUUUCCUCGGGAAAUAAUAUUUCAUUUUACGCCACUCACCGAUGAAUUCAGCAUUACGGGAACCUGACAAUCUACCAGAGAAGAGGACGAUAAAAACAAUGAUAAGAAUGACUUCUCUGAGGAAAGGAAAAGGUGCAAAGUAGUGGCUAAAAGAAAUCGUGAUAGGAAGUGGCACUCAAAUGGUUUCGGAAAGUUUUACAGUGAUUGACAAGCAACUCAUAAGAAGAAAUAUAUGUGUGUGUCUAUAUAUAUAUAUAUAUAUAUAUAUAUAUAUAUAUAUAUAUAUAUAUAUAUAUAUAUAAGAAUCGAACAGAGGGGCGCUGUUGUUUCAGAUCGUCUCCCAACUCUCAUAUUCCCGAAUCAAUGAUUUUCCUGUGAUACAUUUCCAUGUGUAGUUUGGAAUAAACAAAAAAAAGCACAAAAAAAUAAAUAAAUAAUAAUAAUUAAUUAAUAGAUAUAGAUGAGGAUCUUUGCAAAGGAGCAAUUAUCUUCUCUUCCGUAAUUCAUAAUUGAUUCUUAAUCAUAAGAUAUAAUAAUAUUUAGAAUGAGUAUAUGUUAAUGUGGAUUAUAUUAAUAUCAUUAUUUACUAUAACUAUUUAUGAUAAGGAUGAUGAUAAUGAUAACGACACACACACACACACACACACACACACACACACACACACACAGUAGUUAUAAUCGAGGAUAAUGUUUUAUCUCAGCCGCGAGUUUAUCUCCUUUAUCGUUAUCAUGAUCAAAACACUGACCGUUUCACUACUCGACAUUCCCUACGUCCGGUCUCUCUCUCUCUCUCUCUCUCUCUCUCUCUCUCUCUCUCUCUCUCUCUCUCGUACGGAUGCUUGCUCGCUCUCAUCUAUCACGACCCGUUUCCGGCUGUUCGAGACUUUGUACUAAUUAAUACAUCGUGUUGAGUCAUCCCUGCACUACGGUUUCUUUAUGAGAGAAUAACUGUUCCAUACCGUUUCACUUUGUAGGGACUGACGAAAAAGUUUAUUUUAAUGUAACAGACAAGGCAAACAUCAACGAAAUGGGCUCUCUCUCUCUCUCUCUCUCUCUCUCUCUCUCUCUCUCUCUCUCUCUCUCUCUCUCUCUCUCCACAC
This is a messenger RNA of Macrobrachium nipponense, 4817 nucleotides long. It is a transcript of the gene Fs, whose product is annotated as follistatin-like. The record is from RefSeq and is a predicted model, not a curated record. The transcript is spliced from 7 exons. Gene Ontology annotation, biological process: multicellular organism development; cell differentiation. Bases 1 to 1266 code for a protein of 421 amino acids. NCBI's taxonomy places the organism in Eukaryota, Metazoa, Arthropoda, Malacostraca, Decapoda, Palaemonidae. Gene Ontology annotation, molecular function: protein binding.